Molecule: messenger RNA, 711 nt
Organism: Closterium sp. NIES-65
Lineage: Eukaryota; Viridiplantae; Streptophyta; Zygnematophyceae; Desmidiales; Closteriaceae
Source: the annotation of a GenBank genome assembly
AUGGUGAGGGUAGUUGUAGAAUGCGGAGUGGAGUGUGGUUCCUCCCUCCCUGUCGCGUGUGGUUCCUCCCUCCCUGUCGCGUGUGCUUCCUCCCUCCCUGUCGCGUGUGCUUCCUCCCUCCCUGUCGCGUGUGCUUCCUCCCUCCCUGUCGCGUGUGGUUCCUCCCUCCCUGUCGCGAUCCGUAGAGUGUACCACUCAUCCUACACGCAUUUGGAGGGUGUGGAGUUUGCAUGCGGUUGCCCCUUGCUGCCGCUCAAAGCCACCGCCAGAGGACCCACUCACAACACCUCCACUGAGGAGACGGACAUAGUGGACGAGGCAAUCACGCUCUUCCGAGCCAACGUGCUGUUCCGCCGCUUUGACAUCCGCGGCCCAGCGGACAAGCUGCUGGUCUACCUCACGCUUUACAUCAACAUGGCUCUAAAGCGCAUCGACUCCUGCCCCUCCGAGGCUGAGGGUAUUAGACUGCUCAUCAACCUGGGAUUGGAGCCUUUUCCUAUUCCGGGCGACCCAGGAUUCCCCCUCGCUGGCUUGUUUGCCACACCGACCAGUCGCCUGGAAGCAGAGACGCUGCGGACGUACCUGCAGAGUGUGAGGGAGGAGACGAGCAACCGGCUGCUGCAGCUGGUGUAUCUCCCCGACGGCUCGCCCAACAAGUGGUGGCUCUCCUUCAGCAAGCGCAAGUUCAUGAACGUUGCCAUGCCCCUCUGA